AGUACCACCCACUCUCUAUAAAAACCAUCACCUUCCCUUCAAAGAAAGAAAAUAAUAACUGCAUGCUCUCUCUUCUCUUAGAAACAAAGCAUCACCAUAACAUGGCUUUUGUUGCAUUCUCAUUCUUCUUCCUUCUCCUAUCACUCCAUGCUUCAUCAUCAGAAGCAGGAUCUAUCGGAAUCAACUAUGGUAGAAUAGCUGAUAACCUACCAACACCAUCAAAGGUAGUAGAGCUUUUGAAAGCACAAGGUUUCAACCGAGUAAAGCUCUACGACACCGACGCCACCGUGUUAACGGCUUUGGCAAACUCCGGCAUCAAAGUCACCGUUGCCAUGCCAAACGAGCUUCUCUCCUCGGCCGCAGCCGACCAAUCCUACACCGACACAUGGAUCCAAUCCAACAUCCUUAACCACUACCCCGCCACAGAAAUCGAAGCCAUUGCUGUCGGAAACGAGGUUUUCGUAGACCCGAAAAACACGACCAACUAUCUCGUACCCGCCAUGAAAAACGUUCAUGCUUCUCUCCAAAAACAAAACCUAGAUAAACAGAUUUUAAUCUCUUCACCAAUAGCUCUCUCUGCUUUACAAUCUUCUUACCCUACCUCAACCGGUUCAUUCAAAACUGAACUUGUUGAACCGGUUAUUAAACCGAUGCUCGAGUUUCUAAGUCAAACCGGUUCUUAUUUAAUGGUUAACGCUUAUCCUUUUUUUGCUUAUGCUGCUAACUCAGACACAAUCUCAUUAGAUUAUGCUUUGUUUAAGCAAAACCCUGGUGUUAUUGAUUCUGGUAAUCAUUUGAAAUAUGAUAAUCUUUUGGACGCUCAAAUCGACGCCGUUAAUGCUGCCAUGUCUGCACUUCAAUAUGAUGAUGUUAAGAUAACAGUUUCUGAAACGGGUUGGCCUUCAUUAGGUGAUAGCAAUGAGAUUGGUGCUGGUCAAGACAAUGCUGCUUCUUACAAUGGUAAUUUAGUGAAAAGGGUUUUGAAUGGAAGUGGGACCCCUUUAAGACCUAAGGAUCCACUUAAUGUAUUUUUAUUUGCUCUUUUUAAUGAGAAUCAGAAAACGGGUCCCACUUCGGAGAAAAAUUAUGGUUUAUUUUACCCUAGUGAGAAAAAGGUUUAUGAUAUUCCGUUGACGAUGUCAGAGACUAAUAAAUCUUUGACACCGAUAGCAGAGUCUCCAGUGGAGUCAGCGCAGGCUCCAGUGGCGGGUGUAGGGAGGAGUAAGGUGCCGGUUAGUGGUGGUGAUGUGUCGGUGGUGGAGAAUAAAGGGCAAACAUGGUGUGUGGCGAAUGGUGGUUAUUCCGAGGAGAAGUUGAAACACGCGCUUGAUUAUGCGUGUGGAGAAGGUGGAGCCGAUUGUGCACCGAUUCAACCUGGUGCCACGUGUUACAAUCCUAAUACUUUGGAGGCACAUGCUUCCUUUGCUUUCAAUAGUUACUAUCAGAAAAAGUCACGUGGGGGUGGCACAUGUGAUUUUGGUGGUGCUGCUUAUGUUGUUACACAAGCUCCUAGGUAUGGAAAAUGCGAUUUCCCUACAGGAUACUGAAAGGACGGAAAUGGAGUGGGUUAGAUUAGGUCAAUUUUAGAUUUUGGAUUAUGAUUAUUUAGUUUUUCAAACUAUAUAGUUUGGAUUAGUUAAUGGUGAUUUGGUGGUGUUUUAGGCUUUUAUUCUUGUUUUUACUUUGAUAGCAUGCGUUUGGAUUAUCAUUCUUAUGGUUUAUUUACGAUUCUUAUUAUUUUUAUGAUUAAUUAAUAAAUAAAACUAUUCAUUGGUAGUUUGGUGGGC
Messenger RNA from Medicago truncatula (barrel medic), 1787 nucleotides. Its product is annotated as glucan endo-1,3-beta-glucosidase 14. Gene Ontology annotation, molecular function: hydrolase activity, hydrolyzing O-glycosyl compounds. The record is from RefSeq and is a predicted model, not a curated record. The transcript is spliced from 3 exons. Gene Ontology annotation, biological process: carbohydrate metabolic process. Bases 63 to 1547 code for a protein of 494 amino acids. NCBI's taxonomy places the organism in Eukaryota, Viridiplantae, Streptophyta, Magnoliopsida, Fabales, Fabaceae.